AUGCGCACAGCUCAUGCGCGCUACCAGCCUCCCGUCGCCGCCCAGCCCGUGCUACCAUUAGCGCCAAGUCCUCGUCGCUCCCACGUGGCUUCCCCCACCUCAUCGCUCCCAGCCGCUCGGGCAGCUUACUGGCGGCAGCACUCCCAAGGGGGGGGAGUGCGCUCGCCUGGCGCUGCAGCUGCAGGGGGCACCAGCUGUCAUGGACCUGCCCUGCCCUUCCCCUUCCUGCACCUCUUCAUCAUCCGGGCACCCUUUCCCUACUUCUACCGCUCUCCCACUCUCCCACCCUCUCCACCCUCCCGGCCUGGCGUGCUGCAUAAGGGAUGCAGGUGGAGCAGGGGCGACACACCAUGUGCUCCUUCCUCUCAUCCCUCCACCUGCAUGCUUGUGGUCCCUACGCUGCCCUCUGCGGUCCUUAAGACACCCACUCCAUCCCAUUCUCCCGGACUCUGUCCCCCAUUCUCUCACACUUUCCCAUUCCAUCUCCAUUCGCUCUACCCGCUCUCACUCUCUCACUUUUGGCCCCUGUCUGCCACUGUUCACAUCACAGCCUAUCCGCUUGGUUUUCUCGUCAAUGUUCUCCAAUAUCAUUCUCUCAUGCGCAAGUCAUGCUCGCUCUUCAAGUCGGAGAUUCGUUUUCCUUUCUCUCAUCUUCCGCACUGCCCUGGUAGGAUGCCCACUUCCCACCCCUUUCUGAGAUUCUAUGCCCGGGGUGAUGCGCACCGAUCAACCCCUUCCACUCUCUCACUUUCCGCCUCUGUCUCCUCCGGUUCGGUUCACAUUCUUAUUCACUUUGAAAACAGUGAUUUGUUCAUGGCUCUCCAAACUCAUUCCCUCACCCAAGUCCCAUUUGCUACUGGUUUCCUUUCCUCUCUCAUCUCCCGCGCUGCCCUGGGGCCUUCCCCUCCACUCGCCCGCCGCGCUGCUGCUGCACACGGUAUGGGCAUGGGGCAUGGUAUGACGUGGUGUGUAGGGUAUGGGCGUGAGCUGGGAGGAGGGACAGGAGGAUUAAGAGAGCCAAGAGGGACAGCUGUGCCUUCUCUGUGUGCUGCCUCCUGUGUCAUCUCCCCACUUCCUCCUCCAUCUCUAUUUUUUUCAGCUGUCCUUCCCUAUGCCUCACUGCGUAACACUUGGGCCUUCCCCUCCACUCGCCCGCUGCACUGCUGCUGCACACGGUAUGGGUGUGAGGAACAAAUGGGCAUGAGGCGUAGGCCGCUCACCAUCCUCGCCCCUCACCUGCUCCUCCACCCCUCCCCAUCGCCUCCUCCUUCUCUCACUGCCACCACUCUGAAGCUGACGCGCCUUGAGAAGCUGACGCGCCUUCAGAAAACUGACACGCCUUCAGAAAGCUGA
Messenger RNA from Closterium sp. NIES-65, 1353 nucleotides. The record is from the annotation of a GenBank genome assembly. Lineage: Eukaryota; Viridiplantae; Streptophyta; Zygnematophyceae; Desmidiales; Closteriaceae.